Molecule: messenger RNA, 5600 nt
Organism: Lactuca sativa (garden lettuce)
Lineage: Eukaryota; Viridiplantae; Streptophyta; Magnoliopsida; Asterales; Asteraceae
Source: RefSeq, a predicted model, not a curated record
UUUAUAACAGUGGUUUUCAAAAGAGAAAUAUAUAUAGAGACAUAACUCACUAGAAACUUCAACGAUCUAACAUUCUAGCUAUAUAUUAUUACUAUAUCAAUUUCAAGUUCUCUAGCUACUCUACCCAGUGUACGAAGGGUAAUAUAGUCAAUAAACUCAACCAACAAUGCCUUCUGGUCCAAAGAAGAGGAGAGCUGCAAGGAGGAAGCGUGGAUUAAACUCUAAUCAUACAGAAGAUGAAGUGGAAGAUGCUGUUGAGGUUUCUCAGACCUUAAGCAAUGGUGACAUGAAGGCUGAGUCUCAUGAGCAUGUAGAAAAAAGUAAAGAUGUUCCAGUUGUGGAGGAAUGUGAUUCCGUUGGAAGCAAUGGGAAAAAAGAAUCUGUUCAUGAUGAAAAAAUCAUUACCCAUGCAACAGUUAUGCUGGAAUCAUCCGACUCUGUUGGAAACAAAGAAAAGGAAUCAGAAUCUGAAGCUGUUGAUCAAAUUCUGAUUCAACCAAUCUCAAAAGAAAUCAAAGGAAACGAAGAUGGUGAAGUUGAUGAUGGUUUUUCAGUUGUGAAGGAGAGUGAAGAGACUUCCAAAGAAGGUGUUCUUCAAGAUCCAAUAUCUGAAGAGCCACGAGUUGACACAGUUGACCAGGUGGUUCUGAAGGAGUUGCCUUUGCAAGAAGCUCAAGAUCUUUCUGUUCCAACCGAGUCAGUUUCUGAAGUGAAUGUAGAGACAUUCAUAGAAGAUGCUCAAGAUUCUCUCAAAGAACUUUCAGUUGUCCAUGAAAAUGAAGGUGUUGAAGUUGGUGAAAGUGCAUCAGUUAAAGAUGUGUCAGUUGUGAAGAACGAGGGUGAAGAUCAAGAUCCCUCUGAAGAGACAAAAGAAAGUUCAUCAAGAGAAUUUGAUCAAUCGAUUAUGAAGAGCAUACAUAAUAAAGAGGCUGAUCAGAUCCCUACAAAAUCAGCUGAGUCAGUUAUUGAAGUGGAUGUAGACGCAAUAUCAUUUGAAGAUGCUGAAGAUUCUUUCAAAACACCACUCGGAAGCCUUUCUAUUGGAUAUAUGUCUCAGGUGAUGAGAUCUUUGAAGGAAUUAGCACAAAAUCCUUAUUUAGCAGCUGAUUCUGUAGAUGAAGUUAAUGUACAAAAAUCCUUAAAAGAGGAUCAAGAUUCUAUCACAGAGCCACAUGGAGUCUCUUCUCUUGUUGAUGCGUCUCCUGUUGAAGAAAUUGUUCAAGGAAUUGAAGUUGCUGAAGGUGGUGAAAGUGCUUCUCAUGUUGAGCCAGUUUUGAAGGUGGAAGAAGAAAUAUCCAAGGAAAGUGUUCUUGAAGAAGAGCUAAUAACUGAAGGUUCUACACAAGAACAAGUUAAGCGAGUUGAUGAGUUGCUCAUGGAGGCUAUACCUUUGGAAAAGGCUCAAGGUCCAAUUAAAUAUUCUUUGGAAGAAGUUGUUAAAGGAAACGUAUGUGGUGUGGGUGAAUGUACAUGUGAUUAUCCACUGAUUAAUUAUGUUGUGUCAGAGGAUAAGAAGAUGUCAUUCAGAGGUAUUUCAAAAAAACAUUCUAAAAAGCCAAAUGGAAAAUUUUCACAUGAUCCAGAAGAAAUGUUUGAUAACAUUGAUAUGUCUCGUGUUGAAGGCUUUGUUCGAUUUAAUGGUCAUGGGAAUGAGCCAAUUGGAUUAUCUUCACGUGAUGAUGUGGCGUCUGUAGAAGGUGUUGUUCCAGGAAAUGAAACCGCUGAAGAUGGUAAAGGUGAAUUUAAUCAUGUGUUAGUUUUAAAGGAGGAAGAAGAGAUCAUGCCUAUAGAAGGUGUUCUUGAAGAGACAAAUGGACAUUCUUCAGAUGAACCAAAGGUAAUGAUUAAGACACUUGAUCAAGAGAUACAAGGUGAUUCAGGUUCUGAAGCAAAUGUAGAGACAUUUUUAGAAGAUGCUAAAGAAUAUUCUCUCAAAGUGCCUCUGGGAAUUAGCUCUUUUCUAGUUAAAGGAAAUGAGUAUCAAGAAGUUGGUGAAAAGGAAACGUUGGUUAAUCCUUUUGUGUUGGGUAUAGAGGAUGAGGAGGAUGAUGAAGACAUGUCUAUAGGUGAUGGUGUUCUUGAAGAUCCUUUAGAAGAAAAGAAAAUCGAAACUUCUUCAGAUGAACUACAAGCAACGGUGAAAAUGAUUGAUAAUUCAGUUUUGGAUGUUGAAGAGUCACUUUCUGAAGCGAAUGUAGACACAUCUUUAAAAGAUGCUCAAGGUUCUUUCAAAGAGCCAAUAAGAGAAUCUUCCAUGGAUGAUGUACUUCAUCAUGUUGAUUCAGUUAUGAAGGAGAAUGAAGAUAUGUCAAUGGAAGAUGUUCUUGAAGAGCCAAUUCCAAGUUCUUCAGAUGAACCACAACCAAUGGAUAAGAGAGUUGAUCAAGAUCUUUCUACACAAGCUAAGUCAAUUGAAGUGAAUGUAGAUGCAUCCUUCGAAGUUACUCAAGAUUCUUUCAAGGUGCCAUUGGAAGACUCUUCAAUGGAUGAUUUGUCUCAUGUUGAAGCUAGUGAUCAAAGUGAAAGUCAAGGUGAAGAUUCUUUCAAAGAUAAAGGUUAUGAAGGUGCAACAAUGGUUAACAUAGUUGAGUUAGUUAUGGAGGAGAAAGAAGAGAAGUCCAUAGAAGGUGUUCUUGAAGAAUCUUUUGAACAUCCUUCAAAUGAACCAGAGUUAAUUGUUAAGACGGUUGAUCAGUCUAUUCUGAAAGAGGCUCAACAUCCAUCUUUAGCAGAAGAAUCAGAGUCAGUUAUCGAUGUGUUACCAAUUGAAGCCAUGGUUGAAGGUAAUGAAGUUGCCGAAGUUCAUGAAAGUGCAUCUGAAUAUUCUUUACAAGAACCAAAAGCAAUAAUUAAGACCAUUGCUCAGUUUGUUCUAAAAGGGCUACAUUACAAAGAGGAUCAUGAUCCUUCAGUUCUUGAAGUGAAUGAAGACACAUCCUCUGAAGAUAGUGAAGUUUCUUUCGAAACGCCACUUGGAAGCCCUUCUGUGGACCAUGUCUCCCCUAAUGAAGCCUUCGCUCAAUGGAAUGAGUCAACUGAGUCAAUUGAAGAAAACUUAGAGUCACGCUUAAAGGAUGCUAAAAAUUCUCCCAUUGAUUCAUCAGGAAGCUUUUCUCUAGUUGACAUGUCUUAUAUGGAAGGCAUUGAAGAAAAUGAAAGUGCUGAAGCUGUGUCAGUUUUGAAGGAUGGUAAAGAGGUGUCUAUGGUAGGCGUUCUUGAAGAACAAUUUGAAAAGAAAGAUGGAGAUUCCUCACAUGAACAAGAAGCAAUGGUUAACACAACUGAUAGUGCUGAAGUUGAUGAAAAAGAGGUGUCUAUGGAAGGUGGUCUUGAAGAACAAUAUGGAAAGAAAGAUGGAGAUUCCUCACAUGAACAAGAAGCAAUGGUUAACACAAUUGAUAGUGCUGAAGUUGAUGAAAAAGAGGUGUCUAUGGAAGGUGGUCUUGAAGAACAAUAUGGAAAGAAAGAUGGAGAUUCCUCACAUGAAGAAGAAGCAUUGGUUAACACAAUUGGUAGUGCUGAAGUUGAUGAAAAAGAGGUGUCUAUGGAAGGUGGUCUUGAAGAACAAUUUGAAAAGAAAGAUGGAGAUUCCUCACAUGAACAAGAAGCAUUAGUUAACACAAUUGAUAGUGCUGAAGUUGAUGAAAAAGAGGUGUCUAUGGAAGGUGGUCUUGAAGAACAAUUUGAAAAGAAAGAUGGAGAUUCCUCACAUGAAGAAGAAGCAUUGGUUAACACAAUUGAUAGUGCUGAAGUUGAUGAAAAAGAGGUGUCUAUGGAAGGUGGUCUUGAAGAACAAUUUGAAAAGAAAGAUGGAGAUUCCUCACAUGAAGAAGAAGCAUUGGUUAACACAAUUGAUAGUGCUGAAGUUGAUGAAAAAGAGGUGUCUAUGGAAGGUGUUCUUGAAGAACAAUUUGAAAAGAAAGUUGGAGAUUCUUCACAUGAACAAGAGGAAACGGUUAGCACAAUUGAUAUAUCUCUUCUGAAAGAGAAAGAGACAGAAGAUCUGUCUACACCAGUUGAGUCAGUUAGUGAAGUGAAUGUAGAGACAUCUGUAAAAGAUUCUCAAGAUUCUUUGAAUGAACCAUUGGGAAUCCCCUCUAUGGAUGACGCGUCUCUUCUUGAAGGCGUAGUUCAAGGAAAUGAAUUUGGUGAAAUUGGUGAAAGUAAAGAGAUCUCUAAAGAAGGUGUUGUUCAAGAUCCUUUAGAAGAGCCAAUUGGAAAUUCUUCUCAAGAGCUAGAGGAAAUUGUAAAGACAGAUGAUCAGUUGGAUUUGAAGGAGAUACCUUUGAAAGAGACUCAAAUUCCUUCUUUACAAGAUGACUCAGUUAUCGAAGUCAUAAAAGAUGUUGAUUCUCUCAAGGAGCCACUAGGAAGCUCUUCAGUUAUGGACGAUGAUGGUGAUAUGACCAUGAAAGGUGUUCUUCAAGAUCCUUUCAGAGAGCUAAUUGGAUCUUCUUUACAUGAUCAUUUAACUCUUGAGGGAUUACAUUUGAAAGAGGAGGCUGAAGAUCCUUCUGUAUUAGCUGACUCGGUUAUUAAAGUGAAUGUUGAUAAAUCCAUUGAAGAUGCUCAUGAUGUAUAUGAAACGCCACCUGGAAGCCCUUCUGUGGACCAUGUGUCUCCUGUUGAAGGCUUUGAGGCAAACAUAGAUCACUCUUCCAUGGAGGCAUUGGGAAGCUUUUCUAUGGCUGAUGUGUCUUCUAUGAAAAGAGUUGUCGAAGGAAAUGAAUCUACUGAAGUUGAUGAAAAGUCAUUGGUGUCCAUGGAAGGUGCUCAUAAAGAACCUUUUAAAGAUCCAGUUGGACCUUCUACAGAUGAACUACAAACAAUGGUGAAGACAGUUGAUCAAUCGUUUCAAGAUCCAUCUCUACAAGGAAAUGUUCAAGAAAAAGAAUUUACUGAAGGCAGUGAAGAUGCAACAAUGGAUAAUCAUGUUGAAUCACUUAAGAAGGAGAAUAAAGACAUGUCCUUAGAAGAUGUUCUUGAAGUACCUUUUGAAAAGCCAUUUGGAGAUUCUUUACAUGAACAAGAUGCAACAGUUAACAUAAUUGAUAGGUCACUUGUGAAAGAGAUACCAUUAAAAGAGGAUGAAGAUCCAUCUGCAACAGUUGAAUUAGUUACUGAAAGCCCCUUUGUGGUUGAUGUGUUUCCUGUUGAAGGAAACGAAUUUAAUAAAGUUAGUGAAACUGCAUGUCAUGAUUCACGAACCAUGGUUAAUCAUGUGGCGUCAGUGGAAAGCUCUUCUCUGGUUGAUGGGUCUUCUGUUGAAGGUGUUGGUCAACGGAAUGGUCAACGGAAUGAGAUGCUUGGACUAGUAAGGUCAUUGUUGGAAGAGAUUCGUCGAAUAAGGGCAUUUUAUGAAGAGGGUCUGCGUCAAACUACCAAAAUAGAUCUCCAAAUGCUUGAAGUUUUGGAAAAGUUUGACUCAACGAGAUAAUUUGAGUUAGUUCUCUUUUGUGCUAAAGUUUGUAUUUUACCUUCUUAGUGUCUUUCUUUAAGAUGUUGCAUGGGAUUCUAAUAUUGAUCAGUGUUAUGACUGAUUUAGUUUACUUUGGAAUUCUUCACAAUUGAAUAAAAACUCAUGACCCUUUAUUGAUUCA